AUGCACAGCUCAACAGUGCUUGCCACCAACAUUACCUCGUCGUUGAGUUUGCAGUUGCAGUGUGAUGAAGCUAAAAAGAAGGCUAUGAGAGUUUUGGGGAUCCUUCAAAGGAAUCUCUCAUUGUGCGAUCAAUCGGUUAAGGCAGGCUCAUACCUAUCUUUAGUGUAUCCGAUUGUUGAAUAUGCCGUACUGUUGUUUGGUCUCCGCAUACAAAUAAAGGGAUUGACUAUAUUGAAUCCAUUCGAUGCCGUGCAGCACGUUUUGUUAACAGCAAUUAUUACAGCCGCUAUAUAGUACUGUUUCAUCUAUGCUUACCGAUUUGAUGUGGCCUUCACUGCAGUCAAGGCACAGGAUAUGCGAUCUCGGCAUGGUUUGA
Porites lobata is the source of this 376-nucleotide messenger RNA. The record is from the annotation of a GenBank genome assembly. Lineage: Eukaryota; Metazoa; Cnidaria; Anthozoa; Scleractinia; Poritidae.